This is a messenger RNA of Pollicipes pollicipes, 3855 nucleotides long. Its product is annotated as methyl farnesoate epoxidase. Gene Ontology annotation, biological process: xenobiotic metabolic process. Gene Ontology annotation, cellular component: intracellular membrane-bounded organelle; cytoplasm. The record is from RefSeq and is a predicted model, not a curated record. The coding region runs from base 251 to 1744 and encodes 497 amino acids. Gene Ontology annotation, molecular function: steroid hydroxylase activity; heme binding; oxidoreductase activity, acting on paired donors, with incorporation or reduction of molecular oxygen, reduced flavin or flavoprotein as one donor, and incorporation of one atom of oxygen. NCBI's taxonomy places the organism in Eukaryota, Metazoa, Arthropoda, Thecostraca, Pollicipedomorpha, Pollicipedidae. The transcript has a single exon.
CGGCGGCUGGGCAGGGAGUGUUUACCGCACGCGAGUCGUGCAAACGGUGGUGCGGCCGUCCGCGAGUCGUCGUACCGGUGCUGCCGCGAACGCCGUGUAGCGAUGCCCCUCGUCGGGACUUCGGAGCCGUGAUAUUGCCCGCCGCGUGCCGGAGAUAGUGGUCCGGCCUCCCGCGACAGAGCCGCUCGCGUCGGUGGCCGACGCGCCGCGCCGCCAGGCAACAAGCAUUCGUCCUUGAACGGGGCGGGCCAUGCUCUCCUGGCCGCUGUUGCUGCUGCUGGCGGCCGCGCUCGGCUGGCUGUGGGCGCGGAGACCGCGCCGUCCGUCCGGCUUCCCCCCCGGUCCUCCCACCUUCCUCAUCUUCGGCGACAUCCGGACGACGCUAGAAUUGCUGUUCGGAGACGUCCGCGAGGUGCUGCUCGACCGCCGGCGACGGUACGGCGACAUCAACGGCGUCGUCAGCCCUGGCGGGCAAUUCAUCGUCAACAUCUGCGCCUUCGAGGACAUCAAGGAGGCGUGCAGCAUGCCCGAGCUCAGCGGCAGACCCGAGACGUUCUCCUUUCUGGUGCGCAGCUUUAUGCAGAAACUGGGGAUAAUCUUCAACGACGGGGUGGUGUGGCAGGAAGGCAGGAGGUUCGCACUGCGGCAUCUGAAAGACCUGGGUCUGGGCAGGAGCUCAAUGGAGGACAGCAUCCUGGCCGAGUUCGAGCACCUACACGCGGAAAUGGAGCGCGACGUCGGGAAGCCGAUGCUGGUAAAUAAUCGCUUCAACCUGACCGUUCUGAACGUGCUGUGGAAGAUGGUGGCGAGCGAGCGGCUGGACCCGGCCGACCCGCAAUCCAUGGAACACGUGCGCCUCGUGAAUGACUCAAUCGCGGAGUUGGGGCCGCGCAACUUGCUGAUGAUAGCACCGUGGCUGCGCCACGUGGCGCCCGGCCUCAGCGGGUACAACGCGCUCGUGCAGCAACGGGACGCCGCGCUGGCCAUGUUCCAGCGCCUGGUGCGCCAGCACCGCGCCACGCUGGACCCGCGCGAUCCGCGCGAUUACAUCGACCGCUUCCUGCUGGAAAUGGAGACGGGGGACGCCGCUGAACGCGGCUUCAACGAGCUCAAUCUGGUCGUUAUUGGCAUGGACUUCCUGCUCGCCGGCAUGGAGACGACGUCCACCUCUCUGAGCUGGGCGCUGCUCUUCAUGGUGAAGCACCCAGAGGUGCAGCGCCGCGUGCAGCGCGAGGUCGACGCCGUGCUCGGCGGCCGCGCGCCGGCCGGUGCAGACCGCCUCGCGCUGCCCUACACGGACGCCGUGCUGAUGGAGGUGACGCGCCGCGCCGCGGUCGUGCCGCGCGCUGUGCCGCACGCCGCCACGCGGGACGUGCGCUUCCGCGGCUACCUGAUCCCGCGCGGCGCCGUCGUCAUGAUGAGCCUCCACGACGUGCACAUGGACGCGGCCUACUGGGGCGAUCCGGAGCGCUUCCGGCCGGAGCGCUUCCUGGACGAGUCGGGCGCGGCGCGCCGCGACCCGCGGCUCAUGCCGUUUGGCGUCGGCCGCCGCUCGUGCCUGGGCGAGCAGCUGGCGCGAGCUGAGCUCUUCCUGCUGUUCGUCUGCCUGAUGCAGCGCUUCUCGUUCGAGGCGGUGCCGGGAGAGGCGCUGCCGUCGGACGGCCAGUACGCGGCGCUGCUGCAGCCGGAGCCGUUCCACGUCACGUACCGGACCCGCGCUGAGAGCUCUAACUCCUCGACCUAGGGGAGAUCAGUUACACUCAGAGACAGAGGGGGUCAUCUGAGCUGUGACGACACCUGAAAGGCUUUACGAGGCUCCUUGGCGCCCGGAGGCGGAUAACUUUAUGAUGAGCUGCAUGCUGCCGCUCUGCCGACGUCACAAUUACUGUUGCAGUCAAACGUGAUGGGUGGCUUGUCCACUUCAGGGUUAGUUUAUGUGCAAUAACACGGUCCGAACCGAAUAACACCCAAAACCUGCCCCAGCACUGCACGCUGCGAGUUGCACUCGUCGGUCACGGCCCUCGAUGCACACGCGGAGGUGCUGAACAAUCAGCUUCCAUUGUCAACCACAUUAUGCCACGCUAUCCCUGCUUGGCGUCAUGUAAUCCGCAAUCUGUGAGUGUGCCAGUGGUGCGGAACGUGUCUUCUCUGUCUCCGACGAAUUUGGAGCAGUCUAAAUUGUCACCUGAAGGUAAAUCUAUCAGAAACCGGUGCGAUACAGCUCUAAGGCGAUACAUGACAAGGAGAAGUGAAAUGCAAUGCGGAAUAUCCACCACACAGCUUUGUUCGGAAGUUUCAUUCGCACAAAUGUACCAUUUGCUGGUCAUGCCAAAAGUCCCGGUGAUAUCAGGACGCGGGCCUUAGUGCCCAAGUGACUGGAACAGCGGGCUUAAGGCCUUCAGGCUUAAAAACCGGUGAGCACGUCGGGGUGGCGGGGCUCGGUCCAUUCACAAAAAAAUUACUGCACCGCUUUGCUAUGGGAUUGUACACUCUUUUUAUGCUUCGAACUAAGCUAUCUGAAUUUGAGAAUUGCUGUGCUGUUAAAGACGCAGCUAUAGCCUCUGUCUGUUACCACGAUGCGUGAAAUAGAGCUUCAUGAUUUUCAAUAAAUUCCAACAUACAGACGCAUAAGCCUUUAUCCUCGCCUUGGAAACAUUUCCUAUCCAUUCCAGAACCAUCAGCCAGAAAUAUAACACUGGAUAUCAAUGUUGUCUCAGAUUUCUCACUGCUGGCGUGAAAGAGUAGUGUAGACAUCGCUGUUCUCGCGCUGCCAUGCCCACGUGCACAAUCAGCAGCAGCAUUGCUUCUGCGAGCCCAGGGAGCGUGUGAACAUUCUUGGUCUUUAACCGUACCCCUUAUAUACUGUGUACAUGGGAAACGAUUCAUGGUCACAGGUUCCUGAAAUGAUGGCACAGGUGACCAGUGAGAAGCGAGUACGACAUUGUAGAAUGGUCAGGUAAGCCAGUCACAAGGUAGGACAUCGCGUUGCGAUCCCAGAACUAUCUAAUGCAACUGAGGCUGGUGAGGCUCUGAAGGCGGCGUUUUAAAGGAAGUAUCGGAUCACAUUACGGAAACCGGGUCUAGUUCAGGCACUGACGGAACAGAUGGUGUGUGGUGAGUGAGGUCCCUCUCAAGUUUAAAUGUCUUCUAGCGUUUUUUUCGUUCUAGAGACUUUUAUUUAAGGAUUCCGGAGACAUUAUGUCUUUAGAUAGCUGGAAGUUUUAGAAAUCUGGAAAUUUACUGUCGUGAGAUGUAGCUUUGAUGCAUCACAUCGCCAGGUCCUUUUGAUGAGAUUUUUAAUAAAUGUUCAAAAUUUUCAUCGUUCUCAUUCUUCAAUGCGGGCAAAACAUGAGUGGGAAUUGCAACACAGACUUAUGACAACCACACAGUUGGUAUCCAGUCAUGAAGGCCAGGUAAAACACUACAGGAUAUUCUUUCAUCGUAGUUAAUCUUAAAAUAACAUCAUUACGAUGUAAAACUCGCACUAUCUUUAUUCGCAUUCAAACUUCCUAGGCGGACGGUGACGCCCGUUGCGCUCGAUAGCAGGCUGCGGCGAGCGCGGACCGCUUGACACCGUGGAGCCAGUUGCGUGGUGUAUCAGUGUAAAUAGUUUAAAAGCUAUAGCUCCUGUUCCACUGCGGUAUGCCGAAAUGAAAUACAUUUACAUACUAAUCAACGCACAAGUGGUAUCGAGACAUAAUAUCCAGCACAUUUACUAAUCAUGAAACUGUUGCAUUGAGUGGUACAUUGUAACAACUUGACACACUUUUCAUCGCAGGCUUGCACCCGUCAUGGCUUCAGCACAGACCAGGUGUCAGUGCACAGCCUGAGCUGCAUGGCUAUGUCCUGGCACAA